GAAAAUAUAUUUUAUUUCUAUUUAAACAAACAUUUUUUUGUUUAUUUUUGGAUGGAAAUCACAUUAUUACAAAGAAUGAAACAUCAGAAUCAGCAGAUUUGAUGCUUUUUGCUUCUCUAAAAAUCUGCUCAGAAAAAGGAGGAAAUGGAUCUUGACAUGUUGGCUCCUUACAUCUCCGGGGACGAUGACCUUUCUCAACACUUUACCUGAGGAAAGCAUCAAAGCUGUGUCUGAAAGGUCAUCCAGGAAAAGACUUUAACGGCAAAUGCACGCUAGGUGGCGCACAUAGGAAACGCACAACAACGGGCAAAAAUGGGAGAGAGGCGCCGAAGAAGAAGGAUUCGGGUCACGUGGUACUUCUCAAACCCGGAAGAGAGCCGCUUUUACAAAAACAAAUCAGCUUUGGAAGAAGCUGACUAAACAACGUACUCUUAUCGAGAUGGAGGACACACUUUUUCAAUUACGGUUUACAUCAAAACAGCUGGAGAGACUGUCCAAGAAGGCAGAAAAAGAGUCUGAGAAGGAGCAGGCAAAGGUCAAGAAGGCUCUGCAGCAGAAGAAUGUGGAAUGUGCCAGAGUAUACGCUGAGAACGCCAUUCGGAAAAAGAAUGAGGGUCUUAAUUGGCUGCGUAUGGCAUCACGAGUCGAUGCAGUGGCUUCUAAGGUCCAGACUGCGGUCACUAUGAAAGGAGUGGCCAAAAAUAUGGGCCAGGUCACCAAGGCCCUGGACAAAGCUCUGAACAGCAUGGACCUCCAGAAAGUCUCUGCUGUCAUGGACAAGUUUGAAACCCAAGUUCAGAACCUGGAUGUCCACACCUCCGUCAUGGAGGAUUCCAUGAGCUCAGCAAUGACGCUAACUACACCUCAGGAGCAGGUGGAUGAUCUCAUCCACCAAAUAGCAGAAGAGGGUGGGCUGGAGGUGAUGGACCAGCUCAACCAGCUGCCUGCGGGUGCCUCCUCACUAGGAGGGGAGAGCACACGGAGCCAGGACAAGGAGGACCUGCUGACUCGACGGUUGGCGGCUCUCAGGAACUGAAGGCUGCAGGAGUCCGCUCCACGGCAGCCGCUUGGAUCCGUCUGCAUCUGCAGCGGUGGCAGGAAUUGUGUGUGUGUUUCCACCGAACUGCUUCUAAAGGAAGACCGUUGGUGAAUUGAUUACCAUCCUCCUCUCUACUAUAAAUAAAUGUACACAAACGCUGCAACUAGAAACACCAUCUGAGAGGGCAAGGGGCGUCUUUCUGGUUCACCCUACUCGUUUCGAUCCAUUCCCUCUUUCCUCUCAGUUUCAUAUCAUUUUACUUCUGCUCGAUUCUUCUAAAAUCAUUUGGUUAUAAAUGGUGUACAAAGACAAAUGUUUUAAUGAGGUUUUAAAAACUUGUAAGUCUCUGGAUGUCACAUGCUGGUGUUGGAAUGUUUUCAAUCACUAAAACCACCAGAAUCUGCUGCAUUUGUUCAAUUUCCUUUAUCAGAUUUGAUUUUUUUUUCUUAACACUGAAAACAAAAACAAGACACUUUUUCACAUUUGCUAUAUAUAUUUUUUUCCGUUAUGUUUAUUCCGACUUGUUUUAGAUUAUUCUCCUGAUUCCCGUUUCUCUGCUUUGAAAGCCUUAUUUUGGGGAUGCAUGUGCUCGUGUAGAUGCUUCCUCCCUCAGUGCCUGAAAGACGGCCGCACAGAUGGGGAGCUCUGGUUGCAGUCAUGGAUACUUCUCAUCUCCCCGUCUGCAGCCUGGUCACUCAAACUACACUAAAACCUCAUCAAGAUAUCUUUUUUUAAAUUCCAUCCUGAGGAUAUCUUUAGGCGUAGAUCUGGAAAAGUUGUUUUUGCAGGAGCUGUGAGUGUAGAGAUCAGGUAAAUUGCAGCUCAUAAAGGUCGCCGCAGAAUCGGAAUGGUUUUAUUUCAAAGGAACUACUCCGUCUUUUGGUUUUGCUUGUUGUGCAUCGCCAGCUUUAAGAGGUUUCACUGUGUCGGUGACCGUUGCUGUCAGACACGGGCGUGGUCACACUACCACCCUACCGUGACCGAGAAGCUUGGAGGAAGUUUUCCUUUUAUCACAGGAGAAGUUAUUUAUAUGCGAGUUCUGCAGAGUCCAGCACUUUUGUUUUUGUAUAUUGUGGAAAUAAAAUUAUGCCCUCUCAC
Messenger RNA from Oryzias latipes (Japanese medaka), 2137 nucleotides. Lineage: Eukaryota; Metazoa; Chordata; Actinopteri; Beloniformes; Adrianichthyidae. The record is from RefSeq and is a predicted model, not a curated record.